This is a messenger RNA of Topomyia yanbarensis, 2598 nucleotides long. RefSeq lists its product as uncharacterized. The record is from RefSeq and is a predicted model, not a curated record. Bases 1 to 2598 code for a protein of 865 amino acids. The transcript has a single exon. NCBI's taxonomy places the organism in Eukaryota, Metazoa, Arthropoda, Insecta, Diptera, Culicidae.
AUGGAACCACUUCGAACCCGACGCGACGUGCUUUUCGAGCGAAUAAAAUGGGAGCACAGGAACGCGAACACAAUUGUUGGGCGAAAUCCUCUCCCUAGUGAAUUGCAGGAGCGCCUGCAAAAAUUAUCGGAGUUGUACGAGAAUUUUGAUCGUGUACAAAGUGAAAUCGAGGAAGAAACUACCGGUUUGUCAGAAGCUUCCUCCAUUUUCAACUACCGGUUGGAAUUUGACAACUUGUACUAUGAAACAAAGGAGCAUUUCGUGCGUUUUCUCGAUGAGCAUCUUAAUAGGGAAAAUAAUGAAGCGUUUCGUGAGGAACAAAAGGACGAGCUAAAAGAGGCAGUACGAAUGCUUCUGGAGUCUCAGCGACUCAUGAUGUCAUCACAGUCUGCAGCUUCAACUUCCGUUUCGCAGUUAGCUGGCCAGAUUAGUUCCAUUAAUCCUUCCAUCUUGCCAGCAGCAAUUCCAGUAGUCGAUGCUGGGGUACCGCUCGAGAUUCGUUUGCCAACUCUUUCAAUACCAGUGUUCAAUGGCGAUAGGAAAAAAUGGAACUCCUUCAAAGACCUAUACAUCAGUUGCAUUCACGAAAAGAGGCUAAAAGACUCAGUAAAGCUGCAGUAUUUAUUGUCUAAUUUAGAUGGAGAAGCUAAAAAGCUUGUGAGUGCAUUCGCGAUUACAGAUGCAAAUUAUGUGCAAGUAUGGGACAAGCUUAACGACUUCUACGAUAAGAAAAAAUAUACCGUCGCGGCAUUAGUGAAAGAGUUCAUUGAACAAUCUCCGAUAUCCGUUUCGUCUCUCAUUGGGCUUCGCAAGCUUUUGUCGACUUCUGAUGAAGUAAUCAGACAAUUGCAAGCGCUUGGUGAAGAAUGUGAGCGUCGUGAUCCGUGGUUGAUACAUCUGCUUCUUGACAAACUGGAUCGGGAAACGCGUGCGCAGUGGGCUCAAAAGUUAGUCGAUUUGGAUAAUCCUAGCUUUGCUGAAUUCCUUACCUUUCUCGAACGCAGGUGUGAUGCUUUGGAAACUUGCGCAUCGUUUAGUAAGAAGGGGUACGAAUUUGCGAAACGGGAUUCAGAACAUAAGUGCGGCCAGAACUCAAAAUCAACUUUAUCGGAUAGGCCGAUUCAAAGUUUUAGUACUACCACUCAGCUCUCUUGUCCAAUGUGCUCUCAAACUCACACCAUCUAUCAGUGUACCAACUUCAAAGAGAUGAAGACAAACGAUCGCCGGGAAUUUGUACAAAGAGCCAAGCUCUGUUUUAACUGCCUCAAAGCCACGCACAUUUCAAAGAAUUGUUCUUCUACCAUAACCUGUAAAAGCUGUAAUCAAAAACAUCAUUCACUGCUGUGUUCGAGCAAUGAUCAACGCACCUCGGAUUCUGUCCAGCAAUCUCACGUUCCAACAAAUUACAAGCAGGAAACUCCAACUGCAGAACCCGAGGAGGAAGAAGUGGCAUCGUAUGUCGCAAGAACCGAGACUGUAUGUUCAACAAACUUCAUCAGUAUGUUGCCCACUGCUGUUGUCAAAGUUUUGGGAAAAAACAACGUAUUCCAUGAACUACGGGCAUUGGUGGACUCUGCCUGCAUGAACUCAAUGAUCACAAAGCAGGCGUUCCUACGUCUUGGCCUGAAUAGGCACAACGCCAGCAUACUUGUCAGUGGAAUCACUCAAGGAAAGCCCAACAAGACAAAGGGAAAAGUAACGUUGCAUAUCUCAUCGCGAUUUGACGAGUCAAUCGUUAUCGUACUGGAAGCAUUGAUUCUCGAUCACCUCGUUCCGGAGCAGCCGUGUCAGGAAUUCGAUAUUGACACAGAUGCCUUAAUAGGCACAUCAUUAGCAGAUCCCUCCUACAACAUGCCUGGUAAGAUUGACCUUUUAUUGGGUAUAGAAGCUUUCUUUUCUAUUUUAGAACCAGGAAAGCUAGUAGACAGUCGGAAUGUACCGAUAGCCCAGAACUCUAUCUUUGGAUAUCUGGUGGGUGGUCGAUUCAGCGCGGUAUCUGUUACUACCCCAAGAUCUGGCGUUCUUGGUCUGGUCACUGAAGUUAAUUUAGACAAAACUCUUAGACAAUUCUGGGAACUGGAGGACCUACCAAAGGUAAAGCCUCUAACUAACGAUGAACGACAUGCCGUCGAGCAUUUCCAAACGACUUGUGUACGGAACACAGAUGGACGAUACGUGGUUAGCCUACCGUUUGACGAUACAAAGCCUGCGCUUGGUGACUCCGCAUCCGUCGCUAUUCGGCGAUUUAAGGCAAUGGAACGAAAGUUUAGCAUUGAUACACAGUAUGAAAACCUCUACAAACAGUUCAUGGCAGAGUAUUUAUCCCUUGGCCAUAUGGAGAAGAUUCCCUUGGCGGAAGUGCCUAUAGCAGCAGAUAAAUGUUUCUAUCUUCCACAUCACGCUGUUUGGAAGGAAGACAGCACGACGACUAAGUUACGCGUCGUAUUUGACGCCUCAAGUAAAAGCGCAUCUGGUGUGGCCUUGAAUGACCGUUUGUUGGUGGGUCCAAAUGUCAACGAACCGUUAUUUAACGUUCUGGCGCGAUGGCGAACGUAUCGGAUCGCAUUCACGGCCGACAUCGAAAAAAUGUAUCGUUAG